This is a messenger RNA of Monoraphidium neglectum, 771 nucleotides long. Its product is annotated as fructose-bisphosphate aldolase, class I. The coding region runs from base 1 to 771 and encodes 256 amino acids. NCBI's taxonomy places the organism in Eukaryota, Viridiplantae, Chlorophyta, Chlorophyceae, Sphaeropleales, Selenastraceae. The record is from RefSeq and is a predicted model, not a curated record. Gene Ontology annotation, biological process: glycolytic process; fructose 1,6-bisphosphate metabolic process. Gene Ontology annotation, molecular function: fructose-bisphosphate aldolase activity. Gene Ontology annotation, cellular component: cytosol. The transcript has 11 exons.
AUGCAUGCGCGCGCACCUCGCUUGCUGGCCCGCGCGGCACCAGCUGCGGUUACCCUGUUCCAGUCCACUGCCGCCGGUGUGCCGUUUGUGGAGGUCCUGAAGAGCCAGGGCAUCUUCCCCGGCAUCAAGGUGGACACUGGCCUGGAGAUCAUCCCCGGGACAGACGGCGAGACCUCCACCCAGGGCCUCGACGGCCUGGGUGAGCGCUGCAAGCGCUACUACCAGCAGGGGGCGCGCUUCGCCAAGUGGCGCGCGGUCCUCAAGGUCGGCUCCAGCUCCACCGCUAUCCUGGAGAACGCCCACGCCCUGGCCCGCUACGCCCAGAUCGCCCAGGCCAACGGGCUGGUGCCGAUCGUGGAGCCCGAGGUGACCCUGGGUGAGGGCGACUACACUAUUGAGGAGAACGCCUACUGGAGCGAGAAGAUCUACAGCCACGUCUUCAGGCUGCUCAACGAGUACAACGUUGUGCUGGAUGCCAUCCUGCUCAAGCCCAACAUGUGCCUGCCCGGCCUGGAUGCUCCGACCGCGUCCCCCGCUGAGGUGGCCAAGUACACCGUCCGCACCAUGGCGCGCUCCAUCCCCCCGGCCGUCCCCGGGAUCCACUUCCUGUCUGGCGGCAUGAGCGAGGAGGAGUCCACCCUCAACCUCCAGGCGCUGCAGGAGGCGUACCCCAACGCCCCCUGGAGCCUGACCUUCUCUUACGGCCGGGCCCUGCAGUCCACCACCCUCAAGACCUGGGCUGGCAACAAGGACAACGUAGCCAAGCUUUGA